GCGCUGGAAAGCGGUGUUAGUUUGUUUAUUGCUUUUAUUUGAACUUUUGGCUGUGUUAUCCAUUCCUCGCAACGGAUUUUCUUGUAGACGCGUAGGUAAAUGUAUACUUUUAUCCAUAACGCUGAUCGCAAGUGAAGUAGAAUCGCGGAGAACAGCGUGCAUAAACGCAGCAAGCAAAAAUUAAUCAACCCUAUCAAUUGUCGUUCGAAGCUAGUCCAUAGCAGAAGUGGCUGCGCUAAAGAUAUUCUCUUUUCCGGUAGUAGUUAGUUUAGCGGGAUGUUUUUUGUUGUUUUUCUCUUAUUGGCGGAAUUCCAGUCGUUUCAGUUAACGCAGUUUCUUAUAAAACAAUUCUCUUAAUUAAUUCGAUUACUAUUUGUCGAUAUGGAUGAGUAUUCCUUCGAAGUUUAUCAUAUUAUCGUACUUUCGUUAUGUUAUAUCGGUUCUUUUGUUCCCUCUCCUGGCCUUACUUAUCACACACACACCUUUGUCCUUCCAAUUAAACCCGUAUCUUAACCAAUCAUUCAACACCUUUCGCACACAACUGAACACUUAAACGCCCUAUUGUUGAUACCUUGUUGCUACCCGUGCGCUAUUAAACCGAAAGCCCGGGACUCAUCGGAUGAUGAAUCUGGUCCGGCAACGCCGGCCAUGGAUGAGAAUAAACACUUAGCACUGUUGAGUGAUGAAGCCGGUGGGCAACUGUGUGAUGACCAUCGGCCGCGAACUCGUUCCUCCAGCCAUAGCCACAACGAAGGUGGUACAACGACGGCAAGUUCCUCGCGCCAUGGUAGCAUAACGAAUUCUUCCUCAUCGGCCUGUUCGGUGGAGCGGCAUCAGGGGACGAUGUCCACCGGUGGUGAGAUCGGGCUAGUGUGUACCUGUCCGAUACUGUCGACACCAACGACACCGACCACACCGCCAACGGUGGUGUGCCAAGUGUACGAGUACGAUACGAUUUAUACGGUGGCCUGUGGUGAUGCUAGCUGUAACUAUCGCACUAGCAGUAAGGAUAAGCUAGGUCACAGGAAAGCGGUGAAGCCACCUCGUUCUCCCAGAAGCUCGAAUGCAAGCAACAAAAGCCGUAAGGGUAGUAGCAGUAGCAGUAGUCACGGUCACCUGACGGUAACCGGUAGACCACCUGACGAAUGCGGACACAGCGCACCCGAGACGGACCAUGAUGAGCAGGAAGAGUCCGGAUUUGAAUGGCGCUGGUUUCAUCGGCGCAAGCAUUCACAGACAAAGUCCAGGAGUCGCUCGUCUAGCCAUCUGUUCGGCGGCCACAGCCCUGGGCGAACAUCCGGGAUCGGAUUGCGCAUCUCACCCGUCAGCAGUAGUUGCUGUGGAGGUAGAGCAACCACUGGCAGAUAUGACCGUGCUUCAAGUCCCGAACAGGACGCUGUAUCGGAGGUUUACGGCGGCGAUGGUAUGCUGGAUCCUUCCUCUAUCGGUGGUGAUACUCCGUCCGGGACGACCUUCACGUCCACGGUGGCACGGAAUGGGUUGCGUCAGGGGAAGAAGACUGCUAAAAACCUGCCACAACCAACGUCGGUGUCGGCGGUCAUCAAUCCAGGUCAGGCUUACCUGGUCCUCAUUUAUGUUGCGAUCAAUUUUCUCUUCUUCCUUUUGUUUUUAAAUGCAUACUUACCAACUACACAAAUACACACUUCUAUUUCUCUUUCUCUUACUACUACUAGCUGCUCUGCUGUACUAUGUUAUGUUUGUUUUAUUUCUAAAAACAAAAAUUGCAUACUUCAGGACUUUUACUUUCUGUUGUCCACCUUUCAAAUAGUCGUUAGUUUUGUCUGUGUUUUGCCCACGUGUGCUGAUCACCUGUGCUGCUGAAUAUGAACACUCAUACCCGGAUAGAGAAGGUUUUAUUUCCUGCACAAUCUGUUCCUACCUGUUUUAUGCGGAUCCUUCAUACUCCAAUGUUUUGUUCGGUAUAAUAAGUAUUGCACAGCCCACCCCCUCGCCCGUGUUGUGUCCUGAUGCAAAAACAAAAUCUAUUCUACUCUGUCGCUCUGUUUGCUGCUCUUUUUUAUCACACAAUGUAUCUCUUGUUUUUUAAUCUGUUUUCCAGUUCCUUGUUCGUUUCAGGAUCAUCGCCAUGUUUGCUGCAAGCUGUUUAUUCGCUUUUAUGUUUUGCGUGUCCUUUCUUCUUUACCCAGUGCAAAUGUGCUGAUUGCACACACAGGAUAUACACUAGCCCGACCUAAACCACUUUCCCUCCCCCGCAUCAUCCAUGAAGAGUGCACUCCGUCUGUCUUAUCCUGUCCAAAAACUUAUGUCCUGUCGUUAUUUUCUAUUUUUUUUCCAAUUGUCUCAAUUUGCACUAGUUGCUGCGUCUAUUUUCCUAGUAGUUGUUUAAUUCUUUAUUUUUUGCAUUAUAUCAGGUGCGGUGCUAAGUUCUUGAUGGCAUUAUUUAUAUUCUCUAUGAUUCAAUAUGGCUUGUAAUGGUCGUUAAAACAGUCUAAAAGGGGAAUUGAUAAUGUACUCAAAUUGUUAUUCUGAGUCGAUAUUCCGAUGUGGAUUAUCAGAAGUCACAGAUGAUCAAACAGCACUGCUUUAAUUGGGUUCGAUACACUUUUUUCGAAAGGAUAUUUACUUCUGUGUCCACAACUCAUUAUAUAUAUAACUCCGACCUGGUCCCAAUAAAUAGCUUUCAUUUCAAGAAUAUUGCAACAUUUCACUUGCUACAUGGGUCUCUCUAGCUCCCAGGGUGAAAAGAAACCUUUUAUGUUUUUCUUCUUUUAUAUUGGAGCUGACUCCACCUGUUGGCAAAUGGCGAGAACUUGGUUGCGCACCUAAUAUAUCAGCACGCUUACCCACUUUAAAUCCCUUUGCAUAAAUCCCUUCCUUUUGUAAUGCUCAAGCCAAAAUUUUAUACGAAACCCUUCUCAUUCCCAGUAACGUUAAUGAUCUUGUUUAAGUUUCUCUGUACGUUUUAUUUUCUUAGUUAGAAAAUGUGAUUGGAAAGGAAAAAAAACCAAAACAAAACAACUUAUGCAAGUAUUUCCGUUUCGUUUUUAGUGUAGCGGUUGAAAUUGUGAACACAAUUGAAGGAUAUGAUUAAAUUUUGAUUGUGCGUAAAGGUGAUACUUCUACUGUUGAACGAGUUAGUCAAACAUGAACAAAUGUGUACAAGUAUUCGUAAGAGGCAUACAAUUAGAUACUAUACUGUGUAAGCUACUGUUGUCCCUCGCUUUGAUGAUGUGUUAUAUACUUCCCUUAAAAUCUGCUGCUUUGUUUUGCUGUACAUUUGUUUGUAGUGUGAAACAUUUUAGUAAGCAAACAAUAUAAAGCAUAUAUAUCUUUAUAUAUAUAUUUCUUUUCCGUAUCGAAUCUCUGUUUGGUGCAACAUAUUUUCGACAGCACACGCGUUCUGUAUCUUGUACCUCUUCUUUACGUUGUGUACAUGUGACUGAUUUAGUCCUUGUUUUGUUUUGCAGAAUUGUUUCUUAUAUUUAUUUCGAUUUUUUCCGAAGCACUGACACAGUUUUUGUUUCAACUGUUUAUUCGAAUCUAUUUCAUUGGUCUGUAAUUUGUAGCAUUACUAAUAAACUCUGUUUUCCUUACUUUCUUCCUUACCU
Messenger RNA from Anopheles funestus (African malaria mosquito), 3590 nucleotides. RefSeq lists its product as uncharacterized. The coding region runs from base 649 to 1842 and encodes 397 amino acids. Lineage: Eukaryota; Metazoa; Arthropoda; Insecta; Diptera; Culicidae. The record is from RefSeq and is a predicted model, not a curated record. The transcript has 2 exons.